This is a messenger RNA of Solea solea (common sole), 1554 nucleotides long. RefSeq lists its product as uncharacterized. The coding region runs from base 244 to 1176 and encodes 310 amino acids. Gene Ontology annotation, biological process: proteolysis. The record is from RefSeq and is a predicted model, not a curated record. Gene Ontology annotation, molecular function: serine-type endopeptidase activity. The transcript has 6 exons. Lineage: Eukaryota; Metazoa; Chordata; Actinopteri; Pleuronectiformes; Soleidae.
AAUGAAAGUUGGACCAGUAACGGACCAUAUCCACGGACCUUACCCACGGACCUGUGACGUACAUGAUAUGGCGUUUUAUUUUUGAAAGUGUUUCCGCGCUUCACUGACACCUGGACAACACAAGAACAACGGUUUCCACCGGAAACUCGAAUUCGCGCUCUAUUCCUCGUGUUAGCGGGAGUGUUUGUUUCUUUGUUUCUUUGUUUCUUUGUUUUUGUUUUUUUGGAUUAAAACUUUCUGACGAUGUCGCCGAAAUCCACGUUUCCGGCCAUUUUCUGGUGUUUAGCAGCAGGUGUGGUGGCGUGUUACGCGCAGGAAUGUGGCAGACCACCUCUCAUGGAGAACAGGAUCGUGGGAGGGGCGGACUCUGAGGACGGGGCGUGGCCCUGGCAGGUGGACAUACAGACCACCAGUGCCGGUCACACGUGUGGAGGCUCCAUCAUCACAGAGAGCUGGGUCUUAUCUGCCGCUCACUGUUUCCCAAAUCCGUCAGACGUGAGCUCCGUCAUCAUCUACGCCGGGCGGCGCGACCUGAACGGGUUCAACCCGCACCAGUCCACACACCGCGUCGUACAGGUGGUGGUCCCGUCCGGGUACACGGAGCCUCACGGCGGGAGCGACUUGGCCCUGGUGCAGCUGACUCCCCCGGUGACCUGGUCGGAUCACAUCCGUCCCAUCUGCCUGCCAGCAUCCAGCACGCUGUUCCCCAGUGGCAUGACGUGCUCUGUCACUGGCUGGGGAAACAUCAGGGAGGACGUCCCUCUGUCAGGAGUCGGGACUCUGCAGGAAGUGCAGGUGCCAAUCAUCUCCCAGGCCUCGUGUCAGAGCAUGUACCAGGUGAACCCGGCCGAGCAGGUGGACAUCCUCUCUGACAUGAUCUGUGCUGGAUACCAGGCGGGCGGCAAGGACUCCUGCCAGGGGGACUCAGGAGGACCUCUCAUGUGCCAGAUGGUGAACGGGACCUGGGUGCAGGCAGGAGUGGUGAGCUUCGGCCUGGGCUGCGCUCAGAGUAACCAGCCCGGCGUGUACGCCAGAGUCACCAGCUUCACCAGCUUCAUCACCAACACGGUCCCAGAGAUCCGUCUGUACGGCCGAGCCCAGCGCCGCUGGUGUGGGACGACGGCAGCGGCCGCGGUCACCUGUCUGUCCACUCUGCUCGUCUGGCUGCACAAUUAAAUCACAUGGAACGUGUUUGUUUGGGAAGCACAAAGUGAAUGAGUGAAUAUCUGUGUUAAAGGGUUAGAAAGUUACUGCUGUUUGCGUCACACACACACGUGACGAUGGAGCGAGAGUUUCAAAUGUGACACAAACUUUUUUCAAAUGGGAAACGCCGUGUGUUUGUUUAGAUAAUAUAAGUCAGUAUCUCAAAGAAAAAUCGGAAUGAUCCCUUUAAGUCUGACGAGUGAAAUGAACAAACCAUGUGACGUGCACAUGGAGCCGCACUAAACAGCUUUGAUAGGUUUGUAUUUUUAACUAGAAAAUGAUUCAAGCAAAUCAAAAUGUUUUAGAUUUGAAAUAAAUUGUUAUUGUGAUUAUUAAAAUUAUCUCACUGAA